Molecule: messenger RNA, 315 nt
Organism: Purpureocillium lilacinum
Lineage: Eukaryota; Fungi; Ascomycota; Sordariomycetes; Hypocreales; Ophiocordycipitaceae
Source: RefSeq, a predicted model, not a curated record
AUGCGGCGAGAGCGUGGAGGUUCACCAGCACUUGCGGUCGUGCUUUCCAACUUGGGUAUCACCGUACUGUGGCCUGUAGUACCCCCGUACCUGCCCCUCCAGCUCCCGUCCAGCUCGUCGUGCCUGCCUCAGCGUCCUCCAUGCACAGAAGUUGGCAGGAACAACCUGGAAGUACCUAGCUGCCUUGCGAGGCGAGUCUGUACUUCCAGGCAGGUACUUGGUGACAUUCAGUCUUGCUUCGUCCCUCGACGUUGUUGCAACUGGCCAGCCUCUGCCCACGCAUCCAACUCUUCAUCCACUCGUCUGGCCACAUGA